AUGGGCGAGUAUCAGAAGACGGUCGUUGCACUAUAUUGGACUUAUGCUCAGAUAACUUUUGAAGUACUUAAGGCUCGAGCGCAUUCUGGCCAAAUGGGGUUUGUCUCUUGGUGGCAUUUUGACUUAGAGGGGGUUAAUGCAUAUCGCAUCAAAGGAAUGGUGGGGAUAUAUCCGGCACCUGGGGAAACGGGAAAGGGAAUUGGUUCGGACACCACCUGA
Molecule: messenger RNA, 219 nt
Organism: Histoplasma mississippiense
Lineage: Eukaryota; Fungi; Ascomycota; Eurotiomycetes; Onygenales; Ajellomycetaceae
Exons: 3
Coding region: 1-219 (72 amino acids)
Source: RefSeq, a predicted model, not a curated record